CUCUACAUCAUUGCGUUGACCACGCGAAUUCCAUUGGCAGGUCCGCUCCCGGCUGUUGACGUGUCUUGCCCCGCCAUGUCCACUGAAGAUCGCCACGGUCAUCUGCACGGUAGAUGGGAAGGCCAUGAUAACCGUAAAUGGAAGCUUAUGAAUUAUGCUUACGAUGUUCAAAUCAUCGAAGCGCAAGGACCAUCCCAUAGGGUUAUCGCAGCUACCCCUGGUCUGUGCAGGUCAAACCGCUGUCACACAUCACGCAUCCCAAGGAUUGCUUCCCCGCAUUCCACGGCAGGAGGCACGUGGAGUAUAGAGGAUUCUGCAAUGACGGAAAAGAGAUGGAAUAGAAAGGAAAGAACUCCGUGGUCGAUAAAGUGUAGUUCUCUGAUCCUGUGUAGUAUCGAGGCACCAAAACUUUUGGUGUCCGUUAUACUGGGAGGGAGGAAGCAGACCGAGUUAGUCAAAUUCACGUGCUGA
Molecule: messenger RNA, 471 nt
Organism: Aspergillus costaricaensis CBS 115574
Lineage: Eukaryota; Fungi; Ascomycota; Eurotiomycetes; Eurotiales; Aspergillaceae
Exons: 2
Source: RefSeq, a predicted model, not a curated record